AAUAUUUGUACCUCUUUUCAUAUCCAUGGAUGAUACUAGGAGCACGUUGCAAAUUGCCACUUCUUUUGGAAAAUUGAGAAACGCCAUGUAUAAAUACUUCUCUUUUAUUCCUUGCGUCGCUCCGUUUUCUCAGUGUCGACGAAGAAUCGCCAACCGAAUUGGACUGAGCCGAUUCUUCUCCUCCUCUUUCCACUUCCCUUAUUUCACCACGGCAUCCGCACCUCGUCGCCUCCUUGGAGUUUCUUCAAGAUUUGUUCUCAAACCUCCUGCAACGGGAAGUGGCAAUCGACACCAAAGAUCGAAGCUUUUCUCUGGUACAAUGGAUCACCUCGAUGGCCAGGCCCAUCUCAUGAUUGUCUCUGAUCUAGAUUGUACAAUGGUUGAUCAUGAUGAUCCAGAGGAUCUCUCACUGCUUAGGUUCAAUGCACUAUGGGAAUCAGAAUAUCGUCACAAUUCUUUGUUGAUUUUCUCAACUGGGAGAUCACCUGCUACGUACCAGAAGCUCAAAACCAAGAAACCGUUGUUAACUCCAGAUGUAACUAUUCUAUCUGUGGGCACAGAGAUAUUUUAUGGUGAAUCCAUGGUGCCUGAUGAUGCUUGGGAGCAUUACUUGAACCAUAAAUGGAACCUCGAUAUUGUCAUGGAGGAAACAACUAAAUUCCCUCAACUUAUAUCUCAGCAAGCAGUAGAUCAGAGACCACACAAAGUGAGCUACUUUGUACGAAAUGAUCAUGCGGAGGAAGUGGUGAAGUGCCUUUCUGAAAGGUUGGCAAAUCGUGGGCUAGAAACUAAAGUUAUCUAUAGUGGCGGCAAAUGCAUUGACGUAUUACCCUUGGGUGCUGGGAAAGGGGAAGCACUUCAAUAUUUGCAUGACAAGUUGAAGAAAAAUGGAAAGCUACCGAUUGAUACUCUUGUUUGUGGUGACUCUGGAAAUGAUACCGAUUUAUUCACCGUUCCAGAAGUCCAUGGCGUGGUGGUCAGCAAUGCCCAUGAUGAACUACUGCAGUGGUACGCACAUAACUCUAAAGAUUACCCCAAGAUCAUCCACGCAAGCGAAAGGUGUGCGUCAGGUAUUAUUCAGGCUAUAGGGCAUUUUGGGCUGGGUCCUAAGACAUCUCCAAGGGAUGUCAUGGACUUGUCUCGUUGGAAGACCGAGAGCUUCCACCCUUCGCAAGUGGUUGUCAAAUUCUACUUGAUUUAUGAACGAUGGCGUCGAGCUGAAGUAGAAAACUCUGAUUUUACUAUACAAUAUAUGAGGAGUAUCAGCCAUCCAAAUGGAAUCAUUGUUCUUCCUUCUGGUGUUCAGUGCUCACUUAGAGAGCGAAUAGAUGCAGUCAUUUCUUGUUAUGGCGAUAAGGGAGGAAAGCGUUUCAGAGUGUGGUUAGAUAGAGUUUCUUUUUCUCAGAUCAGCUCAGAUGCCUGGCUAGUGAAAUUCGAUAAAUGGGAGCUAUCAGACGCAGGGCGACAGUGUUGCUUGACGACGGUUCUUCUUAAUCUGAAGGAUGAGGCUGAGACUUCACCGGGACCGUCUUUGGUUCAUGUACAUCAGACGUGGAUGGAUGGGUAUGCCGCAAGCGAUCAAACAGCCUGGUUCUUCUAAGCCUCCGUUCGAUUGUUCUCAGAAAAUAUUCUGUCUUUUUUUUUUUUUUUGCUGAAGAAAUUGUUCGUAUAAAGAAGCUUUACUUACAAAAAGUCAGAUGCGUCGUUGGCAGUUGCCACAGUUUAAUGUAAUUUUUUUAACUGUCAGAAUGAGUCAGUACGACAAAACGUUGCGGUUUCGUAUUUGGAUUUGUUUUGUAUUCGCAAAUCCGCCAUUAGUUAAUCUUCCAACAGGUGUUUAAGUUAA
Molecule: messenger RNA, 1846 nt
Organism: Zingiber officinale
Lineage: Eukaryota; Viridiplantae; Streptophyta; Magnoliopsida; Zingiberales; Zingiberaceae
Product: sucrose-phosphatase 2-like
Exons: 9
Coding region: 26-1600 (524 amino acids)
Biological process (GO): sucrose biosynthetic process
Molecular function (GO): sucrose-phosphate phosphatase activity; magnesium ion binding
Source: RefSeq, a predicted model, not a curated record